Molecule: messenger RNA, 1080 nt
Organism: Balaenoptera ricei (Rice's whale)
Lineage: Eukaryota; Metazoa; Chordata; Mammalia; Artiodactyla; Balaenopteridae
Gene: KLF14
Product: KLF transcription factor 14
Exons: 1
Coding region: 1-984 (327 amino acids)
Biological process (GO): regulation of transcription by RNA polymerase II
Molecular function (GO): RNA polymerase II cis-regulatory region sequence-specific DNA binding; DNA-binding transcription factor activity, RNA polymerase II-specific
Source: RefSeq, a predicted model, not a curated record
AUGUCGGCUGCCGUGGCGUGCCUGGACUACUUCGCCGCCGAGUGCUUGGUGUCCAUGUCCGCGGGUGCCGUGGUUCACCGCCGCCUGCCGGACCCCGAGGGCGCGGGCGGAGCGGCAAGCUCGGAGGUGGGUGCGGCGCCGCCGGAGUCCGCUCUGCCGGGUCCGGGGCCACCGGGGCCCGUGUCGGUCCCCCCGUUCCCCCAGGUCCCCGCCCCCAGCCCCGGCGCGGGCGGCGCCGCGCCCCACCUGCUGGCUGCAAGCGUCUUGGCUGACUUGCGCGGCGGCUCUGUGGGGUGCUUUGGAGAGUACUCGGGGGAAGCUCUGCGCGCCUCAUCCGGCUCCUCCGACCCGACCCCGUGCUCCGGCCCGACCCUGUGCUCCAAGCCGACCCCGGCCACCAGCGCGGCCGAGGUCUCCCGACCCGUGCAGUCCUCCGGCGCGCUCGCGGUCCCUGGCGCGCCAGCCGUCCCGGGAGUGCCUGCCCACCCUGGCGCGGUCUCCGGCGUGGCCCCUGGGGCGGGCCCCGCCCCCGCCACGGGUCCAGGCCCCCGUCGGAGGCCAGUCACACCUGCUGCCAAGCGCCACCGCUGCCCCUUCCCCGGCUGCAACAAAGCUUAUUACAAGUCAUCGCAUCUGAAGUCCCACCAGCGCACCCACACGGGUGAGCGCCCUUUCUCCUGCGACUGGCUCGACUGCGACAAGAAGUUCACGCGCUCCGACGAGCUGGCCCGCCACUACAGGACGCACACGGGCGAGAAGCGCUUCUCCUGCCCCCUCUGCCCCAAGCAGUUCUCCCGGAGCGACCACCUGACCAAGCACGCCCGCCGCCACCCAGCCUAUCAUCCCGACAUGAUCGAGUACCGGGGGCGCCGUCGCACUCCCCGCGUCGACUCGCAACCCGCCAACCUGGUGGACAGCUCCGGCUCCGUCCCCGGGCAGGUGCCCAGCUUCACCACCUGCUUGUCUGACAGUCAUUGCUGUUAGUUGUCCCCUCAAGGACGAUCCCCCAGGCCAUUGUCCUUGCUUUCUCUCUGCCCAUCCCUCUUUCCCAGAGUGAUUAGAACAAGGCACAGACUGGCU